GGUAUUUACAUUGCGCAUGCGUGCAAAACAGCUGCUGUCAUGAGACGUUUGGCAGACUCGUCGUUGUAGUAGUGAGUUAGUUAGUGUCUUUUGGGACGUUAAAAUGGUGCGUUUAAAUUUGUUUUUUGCUUUGUUGUGUUUGUCAGUCUCCGCAAACGGCCAUCAAGAACCAAUUCAGGCAUUCGUCAUCCCUCACAGCCAUAUGGACGUGGGCUGGGUGUACACGGUUCAGGAGAGCAUGCACGCCUACGCCUCCAAUGUGUACACCACUGUGGUGGAGGAGCUUUCACGAGUGAAGGGUCGCAGGUUCAUCGCAGUUGAGCAGGAGUUCUUCAGGCUGUGGUGGGACACAGCAGCUUCACAGUGGCAUAAGAAACAGGUGAGGCAGCUUCUGCAGGAGGGCCGUCUGGAGUUUAUUAUUGGAGGUCAGGUGAUGCACGAUGAAUCAGUGACAGAUAUUGAUGACGCCAUUCUUCAGCUAACAGAAGGACAUGGCUUCUUGUAUGAAACCUUUGGUGUCAGGCCUCAUUUCUCCUGGCAUGUCGACCCCUUUGGCGCCUCUGCUACAACUCCAGUUCUUUUCGCUCUGGCUGGAUUUGAUGCUCACCUGAUCUCACGCAUUGACUAUGACCUCAAAGAUGUCAUGCAGAAGAAAAAGAAACUGCAGUUUGUUUGGAGGGGGUCACCCUCUCUAGCGGACACUCAGGAGAUUUUCACACACACCAUGGACCAAUACAGUUAUUGCACCCCAUCAUACAUCCCCUUCUCAAACAGAUCAGGAUUUUAUUGGAAUGGAGUUGCUAUGUUUCCAGACCCACCUAAAGAUGGAGUUUACCCUAACAUGAGCCUACCAGUCACAAAAGAAACUGUGGAGCCCUAUGCCCAGACAAUGGUGGACAACAUCAAACAGAGGGCCCAAUGGUUUCAGACCAACCAUGUUCUUUGGCCUUGGGGUUGCGACAAGCAGUUCUACAAUGCUUCAGUGCAGUUCACAAAUAUGGACAUGUUGAUGAACUACAUCAAUAAACACAGCACUGAGUUUGGAGUGACUGUUCAGUAUGCUACUCUUAAAGAAUACUUUCAAGCUGUACACCAGUCAAAUCUGUCUUGGGAGGUGAGGGGGAGCCAGGACUUCCUCCCUUAUUCUACUGAACCAUUCCAGGCAUGGACAGGAUUCUAUGCCUCCAGAAAUGUUCUUAAAGGUGUGGCAAGAAGAGCCAGUUCCCUCCUUCAUUCUGCAGAGUCCUUGUUCGUUAGGUACCGGAUCAAAUAUCCAGAAGGUCCUGUCCAGAAAGAAUGGGCCCUGGACAAGCUCAAGGCUCUCAGAUGGGCGGUCUCUGAGGUUCAACAUCACGAUGCAAUAACAGGUACGGAAUCCCCUAAAGUGGCUGAUAUGUACAUGGAGCACCUCAAUCAAAGUAUGAUGGGAGUACAAGAGCUCUUGGCAGCCAUGUUUCUUCUCCCUCAGGACCCUGACACUGCUAGUGCCAAGUAUAGAUCUAACACAAAGGAUGAACAGCCUUCCAAGGACCUUGAGCAGCAUAUUAUUGUGUACAACCCACUGGCCUGGAACGUUACAACAUACAUCAAUGUUUCUGUUAAAUAUUCGAUGGCACUUGUUUACGAUGAUAAUGGGAAAGUUGUUCCUGCUCAGAUCCAGCCUUCAGCAGAGUCGCCAGCUGACUAUGACCUUUUCAUAAUGGUGGAAUUGGGUGGACUUCAGUACAGAAAAUAUCUCAUCCAGUUCCCCCAGUCAGAGUGUAAGAAAGGUUCCAGCUGUGGGAUCACUCACGCAGCCAGAGUGGUGAAGUUUGAGAGACGUGACGUUAGUGAAUGGAAGAAGAGGGGUAGAAAAUUGUUGCCUGUGCUAAACGAUUGCUACAAACUGCUGUUUGACCAGGAGACUAACCUACUACACAGUAUUACAAAUAGACUUGAAGGCCAAAAGGUCAUAAUUCACCAAGAUUUCUGGGAAUAUGAUGCCAAUGGAGAUGUGCAUGCAGGACCUAUCUCAGACAACUAUAUCUUCACAGCCAAUGGGUCUGCAGUUCCUGCCUACAAAUCUGUUGAAAUGGAGAUAAUUCCAGGAAAAAUCAUUUCUGAGGUCCGGCAAUAUUUUUACAGGGAAGCCUCUGAUAAGAACUACACUUACGCCAUGGUCACCCGCGUUCCAGUGGGAUUCAAAGACAAGUUACUGUGUCAAAGGCUGGAUCAGAGCUAUGCACUGGGCCCCCUAGUGGUGAAUAGAGAAGCUGUGCUCAGGACCACAACUAGUCUGAGCAACAAAAAGACGUUAUACACCGACAACAAUGGCUAUCAGAUGCUGAAGAGGGAGCAUAAACAGUAUAUCAAUAAUACAGUGUCUCGAAACUACUACCCAAUGGUGCGACAAGCCUUUAUUGAAGAUGAAGACUCCUGCAGGCUGUCUUUACUCAGUGAGAGAGCACAUGGAGUGGCAAGUCUCGCAGAGGGCGAGAUUGAGGUGAUGCUUCAUAGACGACUAUGGAACAACCAAGAGUGGAAUCGUGGGUAUAACCUAACUCUGAACGAUUCCUCUGUGGUUCGACCCUCUAUUUGGAUGAUGCUGGGCUCUUCUGCUGCAGUGGCAGCCCUCAGUCAGCAGGGGGCUCUAUAUCUACAGCACAGACCUGUGGUCCUGCCCAUUGACAAACCUCAGAAACCAUGGAGUGAACAUGAAAGGUGGAACGGGCCCAGUGUUCAACCUGUGGUUUUGCCUCCAAAUCUCCACAUGCAGUACCUCGGUAUCCCUGGAUGGGACUACGGUCCCAAUCACACACAGCACCUUCAGAACAUCAAUUCAGGUGUAAAAACAAAUCCUGAAGCAGACUUUGACCGUGUUCUUUUGAGGAUUGCUCACCUGUAUGAAAAAGGAGAGGACCCUGUUCUGUCUAAACCAGCCACCAUAAACCUAAAGGAAAUCCUGCAAGGAUUAGGUGAAGUGAAGGCAGUGCAGGAACGUUCCCUCACAGGAACGUGGGAUAUCUCAGAUCUACAGAGAUGGAGCUGGAGGACCACUGAGAAAACAGGCAAUAAAAAGACCUCCAGCUCCUCCAGACGUGUGACCAUGGACUUUAAUGUGACCAUUUCACCUAAAGAGAUCAGAACCUUCUUCAUUCACUUUUAAGAGUCACAUUUGUACACAUCACUUCACUUACGUUUUUAUAGUAUGAAUUUCCUGCUGAACGAAUCAUACAAUAUGAAAGAAAUAUUUUUUGGUUUGACAGUUUUCCCAAACCUUAAAAAACAUCUGGUAUAUUAUCUGUAAACCUAAAGCCUGAAGUACAGUUAUUUACACUUUGUUCACUUCUCUUUGCACUAAUGUUGGUGAACGUUGGUUAAAAUGCCUUAAAUCUUAAACGCUGUGUUGUAACCUUAAUGAAUUUUUGUCUUGUCUAUCUGUGUCACCGAAAUUUUUUUCUGUUGAAAAUCAUUUGCCAAAUCUAAGCAAGCAGCACUAUUGUUGAUUGUAGUUUCAGGUAUAUAUAUAUUUGUUUGUUUGUUUGUUUUUUAAGAAGAGUUCUUGUGUUUGUUGUGAUUAGACAUCAGUUCUCUGUCUUCUGUGAAGACCAUAUGUGGAUGCCGACCAUUAUGGAUAAUGCAUUUAUUUAGAAUUUGUGAAGAUUCAACCAUGUAAACAUUAUGGAUUUCGAAAUUUAAAUAAAAGUACAUUUUUGGA
Molecule: messenger RNA, 3697 nt
Organism: Astyanax mexicanus (Mexican tetra)
Lineage: Eukaryota; Metazoa; Chordata; Actinopteri; Characiformes; Acestrorhamphidae
Gene: man2b2
Product: mannosidase, alpha, class 2B, member 2
Exons: 19
Coding region: 104-3145 (1013 amino acids)
Biological process (GO): mannose metabolic process
Cellular component (GO): lysosome
Molecular function (GO): carbohydrate binding; alpha-mannosidase activity
Source: RefSeq, a predicted model, not a curated record